This is a messenger RNA of Verticillium alfalfae VaMs.102, 1581 nucleotides long. Its product is annotated as RanGTP-binding protein. The transcript is spliced from 3 exons. The record is from RefSeq and is a predicted model, not a curated record. NCBI's taxonomy places the organism in Eukaryota, Fungi, Ascomycota, Sordariomycetes, Glomerellales, Plectosphaerellaceae. The coding region runs from base 1 to 1581 and encodes 526 amino acids. Gene Ontology annotation, cellular component: cytoplasm; nucleus. Gene Ontology annotation, molecular function: GTPase regulator activity.
AUGGCUAUGCGCUCAGGUCUUGCCUUGACAUCGACUUAUGCCGUCUCUCAGUGUUCUCGCCUCAUGAAAAAGAUUGAUGACAAAACUUUCGAACUGACCUCAAGAGGUUGCAGAGACAACUCAACAGUCGUAUCGCCAGCUAUUGAUCUGAUUGAGUUCAAGUCAGGCAGAGGAAACGCCUUCCUUGAAUCUGCCGUGCCUAUUGCCAGAGCCCUGCAUGUCGCCAUUUCUUCGCUCAAUAAGGAACUUGAUGAAGUUGCCCUCACAAUCGAACAAUCGCCAUGCGCCUCCCCUCCGGAACAGGUGAUUAUCCAGCUUGACCGAAUCAUUGCAGACAUGAAAGACCUCUUGGCUCGUAUUGACCAUGACAUUCCCCUCCUACACAUGGCUAUUACCGCGUCUGGCGAGAGCCUCACGUCAACCUUAUCACCGGGUGUAUCGCCCUCGAGGUUGCUACAAGCUAGCACUCUACUCAACUUUGGCGACACGCAGUAUGCCAACGACCCCACAAGACCGGCUCAAAUCGGACCCUGUUUUACGUUCUCGCUCUACAUGCUCUUUUUGGGCCAUGCCGACCAGUCUACAGAGCCCCCGACUACUGUGCCCUAUGCACCCGAUCUGUCCAGAAACGGGUCGCAAAAGCGAGAACCAUAUGGUAUAGAAGAGGGUGACAGGAAGCCCCUAUGGCAAGAAGUUCUUCACAAGGCCCGGGUUCGUCUGUGCCGUACGCCCCUUGACCACGUAUUCGAUGGCAGGGUUGGGUAUCGUCCUCAGCUAAAGCCCCCGGAAUACGGUCCUGCGGGUGCUCAUGUUUCGUCACCACUAACAAAUCCGCCCAGCACACCUGUCGAGUACGCCUACCAUAUGGAAAUUAUUGAGGACCUCGAUGAUGGGCGUCUGCAUGGUGAUGACCGCGUCCAAGACUGCCCGUUCGAUGGCAUUGCCCGCGCUGGAAUUCGGGAAUCGAUCCCCCUCUUUCAAUUAUCGAAAAUCUUCUACGCUGACACAGGGCGCAUUCUCAAUAUUGGCCAGGAUUCCGAGGAAAACAAUCCGGUUCUACUUUUAAAGCGAGAUGUAUCCAUACGGCCCCCAGCGAGCACAAGCGAUGCCAUUGUACAGUCGCCUUGUUCCACAGAAGAAGCUUCUCCCGAUUGCGAAGAUUUGCAACAAGACGUCGACCAACAGAUCCAAAAAGAAAGUCUUUAUAUUGGGGAAAUCCUGAGCUCGGGUAUAAAGACUGAGGAUACUGACUGCGAAGAGCCACCCAGUGCCUGGUCUUUCCCACCUCAUCUCGAUCCGGAAUGGUUGGCAUUCGAGGUAUUUGUAGAUGAUUUUGAUGACCAUGACACUGGUGACGAGAGCAGCGAACAAAGCAGCGUCAACAACGACUCUUCAAAGUUUGUCAUUGAACGCACCGCAUCUCACUGCAUGCGAGCCUACUGCACAGACAUCUGCGUCACGUGCUCGGAGUUUUGCAGCACGGUCCCCUUCGAUGCUAUACACAUUCAUCUCGCUCAUGAAGAUGCUCAUCGAUUGCGAGCUUGCAAGAAGUUCCAGCAAGGCUUCGCAUCUCUCAAUUGA